AUGGAAAACAGGUCGUGCUGCCUCAUCCAGGAGGACCCCAUCUCCCAGGUGAUGCCGCCGUUGCUGAUCCUGGCCUUCGUGCUGGGCGCCCUGGGCAACGGCAUCGCCCUGUGUGGUUUCUGCUUUCACAUGAAGACCUGGAAGCCGAGUACUAUUUUCCUUUUCAACUUGGCUGUGGCUGACUUCCUUCUCAUGAUCUGCUUGCCCUUUCGGACAGACUACUACCGCAGACACAGGCAAUGGGCCUUUGAGGACAUACCUUGUCGGGUGGCACUCUUCAUGCUGGCCACCAACAGGGCUGGGAGCAUCGUCUUCCUCACGGUCGUGGCUGUGGACAGGUAUUUUAAAGUGGUCCACCCCCACCAUAUGGUGAAUGCCAUCUCCAACCGGACUGCAGUUGGCAUCGCCUGUGCCCUUUGGACCAUGGUCAUCCUGGGGACUCUGUAUCUUUUGAUGGAGAACCAUCUGUGUGUGCAAGAGAAGACCAUAACUUGUGAAAGCUUCAUCAUGGAGUCGGCCAACGGCUGGCACGACGUCAUGUUCCAGCUGGAAUUCUUCCUGCCCCUCAGCAUCAUCUUGUUCUGCUCCUUCAAGAUCAUUUGGAGCCUGAAGCAGAGGCAGCGCCUGGCCAGGCAGACUCGGAUGAAGAAGGCUACCCGGUUCAUCAUGGUGGUGGCGGCUGUCUUCAUCACCUGCUACCUGCCCAGCGUGUCGGCCAGACUAUAUUUCCUCUGGACAGUGCCUACCAGUGCCUGCGAUCCCUCUGUCCACGUAGCCCUCCACGUCACCCUCAGCUUCACCUACGUGAACAGCAUGCUGGACCCUCUGGUAUAUUAUUUUUCAAGUCCCUCGUUCCCCAAAUUCUACUCCAAGCUCAAAAUCCACAGUUUGAGACCUAAGCGUCCAGGACACUCCAAGAGGCCAGAAGAGAUGUCCAUUUCAAACCUUUGUCGCAAGAGUUGCAUCAGUGAGGCAAAUAGCUUCCAAAGCCAAUCCGCUGUGCAGUGA
This is a messenger RNA of Mesoplodon densirostris (Blainville's beaked whale), 1008 nucleotides long. RefSeq names its product hydroxycarboxylic acid receptor 1 (gene HCAR1). Gene Ontology annotation, cellular component: membrane. NCBI's taxonomy places the organism in Eukaryota, Metazoa, Chordata, Mammalia, Artiodactyla, Ziphiidae. Gene Ontology annotation, biological process: G protein-coupled receptor signaling pathway. Gene Ontology annotation, molecular function: G protein-coupled receptor activity. The transcript has a single exon. The coding region runs from base 1 to 1008 and encodes 335 amino acids. The record is from RefSeq and is a predicted model, not a curated record.